This is a messenger RNA of Corticium candelabrum, 2189 nucleotides long. RefSeq lists its product as uncharacterized. The transcript is spliced from 9 exons. The coding region runs from base 1 to 2052 and encodes 683 amino acids. Lineage: Eukaryota; Metazoa; Porifera; Homoscleromorpha; Homosclerophorida; Plakinidae. The record is from RefSeq and is a predicted model, not a curated record.
AUGCGAAGACAGAACACUCGCCUGGAGAGUUUCCUCAAGAGAACGCUAGACGCCGAGGAAUACGAUCGAUUGCGUUGCUACGAGUCGGUCAUUGUGGUUUCCGCCGACGAGAAUCGGGCGUUUAAGUAUGUCGUUCUCGGACAUCGUGUCUUGUAUUUGAGCGAGAAUCCGCCUAAGGUGUUGCGUGCUGCGCUCGAUUUGGGAGACGUGGAGGAGAUUGUGAUGGUUCAGGAUUUUCCUGCCUUUCUGUCAGGAGCAGAACGAGAGAACACUCAACACAUCAGAAUAAAAUAUCGUCAAUCCAUUUGCGAUAGCCAUUCUCCCACCUCUCGCACAACCUCAAGAAAGUCAAUACAAUCCAGUCCACACAGACUUGCACACAAGAGCCCCAGACCAUUACCACACAUAGAAAACAGCAGUAGACCACGACAACAAUCAACCUCUGAUUUUAUCCCCACUAAUUCUCUAGCUGUAGGUCCGACCGACAGUCCAUUGACAUCCAAAACAAAUGAUGUCAAUGAAUCAUCUCGAUGUCUAUUGGAUAGCAAGAAAAGUCCAGACACUAAGAGCUUGAUGGGCAGCAAAUCUGAAUUUGUUCGGAGCACUUCGACGCCUCUCUUUCCGAAUGCUGUAUACCAAGAGAAAUCGGGUGGCAGCACUCCUAUCGUUUUGUCUCCUCUCAACUCACCAGGAAGUCGUAAACAUUCAAGAUCUCAAACCACGUUUGAUGCUGUCGUGUCAUCAGUGGCUGCAUCUGUUUCCUUACCGUUGGGAAGAUCUGUUUCAGUCUCGGCAGAUUUGCCGUUUGGUGAUGACGAACUCUUUGAAACGAAACUCGGAGGUAAAUCUGUUGGUGUAAAUAGCCGAGUCUCUCACUCAAUGAGUUUGGACAGUCUGCAUCAGGUGUCGUCGCCGCAGGCGAUUUCGCUGAAAGGAAAAUUGUUGAUAGAGAAUUUGCUGUCGUGGAAAGGCAGUGGAUUAUUGCAUCUGUAUGUGUUGAGUAAAGAGUCGCCGUUCUUCAUGAAUUUGAAAGCUGCGUUACUUAACUAUAACAUGGAGUCCACGUUGCACCAUACUCGUCAAGCAUCCAGUCCAUUAUUACAACAGUCUCCAACGAGAAAUGAAAUAAGCAACGCUGUGCUAUUCCAUCAGAUGACUCAUGAGCUACUGACAGCCACUUCUAUCGAACGAAAAGCUCAACUACUACAAGAACUCAAAACCUCUUGUGACCGAGUAUACUCCCUGAAACGAUAUUUUUGGAAGACGUCUGAGUUGCUUGAGUUUCUUGUUCACCAGAUGGACGACAACGUGGCCGCUCUGUUGCAAACUUGUGAUGAAUGCAAACGAGCUGACGAGUUGGAGUUUGCUGUUGUUGUGCUCCAAGCCAUAGCGUCUGUGUUUCGAGAGACUGAGGUGCUUGAUAACCGAGCUGUAGUGUUGACAAACAAGAAGGAGCCACUGCUGUCACGGCUUGUGGCUCUGUUGGUGAAAUACACAGAUCCAACGGUUACUAUGCAAAAGGGUGGGACAAAGAUAAGGAAAAAAGCAAAUGAUGACGAAAUACAUGAACUUGUUGAAGAAUUAUCCGAUUGUGUGAUCACUGUUCUGUUUGAACUAUUCGUCGCUGCUCAGCAGAUGACUUGGCUGUUUGACAUAUCAAGUGGAUUCAACAUCUGCUGGAUAGCAGGCUGCAUCGAAGGAUCUCAAAACACACAGUCGGUUGUGGACUGUCUCAUGAAGCGAACAACUCGCACUCUGGGGUUGAUGCAUCUCAAAUCUGUUGUGCCAGCGACUCAAGCAGUGCUUUUGUAUCAGCAGCUUUAUGUCAUCAAAAUCAUCCUACAGUAUACACAAACUACGGCGUCGUACAUGAGGGCAACAUACGCUGAGGAGUUCCGGUAUUACUUUCAGGAUCCGGCGAUAGGACGCCGACUGCCUUCGGAGUAUUCGCUUACGUUGCCGUCCCUUCGACUUGUCAGUGAAAUCGUUGGCCGGGCCUUCCACAGUACGUCGUCACGCACGGGUUCCAUACAAAGUGUGGGAAGCUACUGAAAAAUGCUAUCAUGGAUACUCCUGCAAUGCAGGAACGUAUGGUGUAAUAUGUUGCUGCACAGAUCGACAGAAUCGUCGAACUUUGAUUUUAUUGAAAUCAAUGAUUAGAAAUAUUUAUGAGUUUUGUAUUUAUUGAA